Mauremys reevesii (Reeves's turtle) is the source of this 8143-nucleotide messenger RNA. Its product is annotated as protocadherin gamma-B5-like. The transcript is spliced from 5 exons. Lineage: Eukaryota; Metazoa; Chordata; Testudines; Geoemydidae. Gene Ontology annotation, molecular function: calcium ion binding. Gene Ontology annotation, cellular component: plasma membrane. Bases 191 to 5482 code for a protein of 1763 amino acids. Gene Ontology annotation, biological process: homophilic cell-cell adhesion. The record is from RefSeq and is a predicted model, not a curated record.
CAGAGGAAAGCUCUCACACACUUGCUGAGAAAAGAAAUCCUAUCCGGGACCUGUGGUGUGUUACUAGGUAGAUACGUUCAUUUUGUUUACAUGGAAGUCACUAGUCUGGAAAAUCUUUCAAUGUAACGGGAAUUUAAAACAAUCUAUUCAGACCAGACAGGCCAGGAGAGCGUAUCGGAGAGUGACUGAGAUGGAAAUCAGGCACAGAGAUCUGAGUCGGGCAGUCACACGGCAGGUACUGUUGUUUCCCUUUUUAUUCUCUUUGUUCUGCCGGGCGGUCUCGGGGCAGAUUCGUUAUUCGAUUCCGGAGGAAAUGGCAAAAGGUUCCCUUGUGGGGAAUCUCGCCAAGGAUUUGGGGUUGGAUGUCAGAGAAUUGCAGCAGCGGAAGCUCCGUGUCAGUUCGGAAAAGCAAUACUUCAGUGUGAAUGUGGAAAAUGGCAACCUGUAUGUGAAUGGCAGGAUAGACCGGGAUGAAAUAUGCGGGGAGACACCCCAUUGUGUCCUGACAUUCGAAACGGUGGUUGACAAUCCUUUAAAUAUUUAUCAUGUGAACAUCGAAAUCCGCGACAUUAAUGAUAACGCCCCGCGGUUCCAAAGAAACAGCGUUGAUUUAGAAAUCAGUGAAUCGACACUAUCAGGCGCGCGAUUCCCAGUAGAAUCUGCACAAGAUCCAGACAUUGGGAUCAACUCGCUGCAGAGAUACCAGCUCAGUAAAAACCCCCAUUUUAUCUUAUCCGUGAAGGAGACUCCAGAUGGUAUUAAGCAUGCGGAAAUAAUUUUAGAAAAACCUUUAGAUCGGGAGCAACAAAGUUAUCAUCACUUGAUUCUGACGGCUGUGGAUGGGGGAGAUCCAUCUAGAACGGGGACAGUUACCAUUAACUUUAAAAUUUCUGACGCCAAUGACAAUCCUCCAGUAUUCACUGAAGAGAUCUACAAAGUCAGACUGAGGGAAAAUCUACCAAAAGGCUCCUUUGUUCUUCAGGUGAGAGCCAUGGAUAAGGAUGAAGGGUUGAAUGCAAAGAUCACCUACACCUUCAGCGACAUACAAGACACAGAGCGCCAGUUAUUCAGCCUAGACCCAGAGAAAGGAGACAUUACAAGUACAGAGCUUCUGGAUUUUGAAAAGAAAAAUAAAUACAUGUUGGGGAUAGAAGCCAGAGAUGGUGGUGAUCUGAUAAGUCACUGCAAAGUAGAGAUCGAAAUUAUUGACGAGAACGACAACGCCCCAGAAGUGACUCUAACAUCCAUGUCCAGUCCUAUCUCCGAAGACUCAGUACGCGGCACAGUGAUAGCUCUGAUCAAGGUCUAUGACCGAGAUGCCGGUGAAAAUGGAGACGUCACCUGUCAUCUUCAACACAACUUGCCUUUUAAAAUAGUGCCGUCCUCUAAUAAUUAUCACAAAAUUCUCACAGACAGCACCCUGGACAGAGAAAGGACCCUGGAGUACAAUAUCACAAUCACCGCCACAGACAACGGCUCUCCCCCACUCUGCACCCAGAAAACCAUCCUGUUGCAGAUCUCGGAUAUCAAUGACAACGCCCCUGUCUUUCAGAAACCUUCCUACACCGCCUAUGUGCCAGAGAACAAUCCCUCGGGGGCCUCUAUUUUCAGUGUAGAAGCCUCAGACCGGGAUCGGGACCGGAACGCCCGAGUCACUUACUCCAUCCUGAGCAGCAACCUCGAGGAGGUGCCUCUCUCCUCCUACAUCUCCAUUAACUCCCAGACCGGAGCUAUCUAUGCCCAGCGCUCCUUCGACUACGAGCAAUUCCGGGAGUUUGAAGUGCAAGUGAAGGCCCAAGACGGCGGGUCCCCGCCUCUCAGCAGCAAUGUCACCCUCAGGGUGUUUAUUCUGGAUCAGAAUGAUAACGCCCCUCGCAUCCUGUACCCUUCCCUGGCAGCCGAUGGCUCCGCCUUGUUCGAGAUGGUCCCUCGCUCGGCCGAGGCAGGUUAUCUGGUGACUAAGGUGGUGGCGGUGGAUGCUGACUCAGGACACAAUGCCUGGCUCUCCUACCAUCUGCUCCAGGCCACGGAACCGACGCUCUUCAUCAUGGGGCUGCACACCGGGGAGAUCCGGACAGCCCGCGCCUUUGCGGACAGAGAUGCUGUGAAGCACAGGCUGGUCACCCUGGUGAAGGACAACGGGCAGCCGCCUCUGUCAGCCACAGUGACUCUCAACCUGGUGUUUGCUGAGAACUUCCAAGAGGCUCUUCCGGAAAUGAGCGACCAGUCGGGUGACUCGGAAUCUCAGUCUGAUUUACAGUUUUACUUGGUGCUGGCUUUAGCCUUGAUCUCAUUUUUGUUCCUCUUGACGGUUGCACUGGCCAUUGUGAUGAAAUGUGGAAGGUCGAUGAAUCCCCCAGUUUUGCGAUGUUUCGGUUCUGAUUAUUCCAAGGAGGGUCCCGGAUUGCCCCCCAGCUACUGCGAUGGGACUUUACCGUAUAGCUAUAAUCAACGUUCAGCCGCAGACUCUGGCAUAAUGGCGUUUAGUCUCCUAAAAUCAAAUAGUCAGAAUUUCAUAGAAGAGAAUAUUCUUUGCAGAGACGACUCUGGAAUGCUACCUAUGAGCAGUAAAUCUGCGCCUGGGGACCCAAAGUCCGAGGCCGACACACUCCAAGAGGUGAGAUUCUGUCGUGAUGCGCUAGUAAUAAAUAAGAAAAUAAAAGCAAGCCUGAGUGGGAUGGAAAACAGGCAGAGACCGAGCGGCCAAGCAGUCACACGGCAAGUAUUUUGGUUUCCCUUCUUAUUGUCUUUGUUCUGCCGGGCGGUCUCGGAGCAGAUUCGUUACUCCAUUCCUGAGGAAAUGGCCAAAAGUUCCCUUGUGGGGAAUCUCGCCAAGGAUUUGGGGUUGGAUGUCAAAGAACUGCCGCAGCGGAAGCUCCGUGUCAGUUCGGAAAAGCAAUAUUUCAGUGUGAAUGGGGAAAAUGGCAACCUGUAUGUGAAUGGCAGGAUAGACCGGGAGCAGAUAUGCGGGGAGACACCCCUUUGUGUCCUGACAUUCGAAACGGUGGUUGAAAAUCCUUUAAAUAUUUACAACAUGGAUGUAGCAAUUCAGGACAUUAAUGAUAACGCCCCGACCUUCGACAAAAAUAACGUUGUGUUAGAAAUCAAUGAAUUUACACUGCCAGGGGCGCGCUUUCCACUCGAAUCGGCGCAAGAUCCAGAUGUUGGACUGAAUUCACUGCAGAAUUACCGGCUCAGCCCAAAUCAGUAUUUUAUCCUGGCAGUGAAGGAGAAUGCAGAUGGCAAUAAAUACGCAGAAUUAGUUUUAGACAGACCUUUGGAUCGGGAGCACCAAACUUCUCAUAUCUUGAUCUUGACGGCUGUGGAUGGAGGGGAUCCUGUGAGAACCGGAACCGCUCAGAUUAACAUUAAAAUCACUGAUGCCAAUGACAAUCCCCCAAUAUUCACUGAAGAGAUCUACAAAGUCAGAGUAAGUGAAAAUCUGGCCAAAGGCUCCAUAGUGGUACAGGUGAAAGCCAUGGAUAAGGAUGAAGGAUUAUAUGGAGAAAUCAGUUAUUCCUUCAGUAAUGCCCCCCAAAAUGUCCUGCAAUUAUUCAAAAUAGAUCCUGAAAAUGGAAUAAUAACAAAUACAGAUAUUCUGGAUUUUGAAGAGACGAAUAAAUAUACAAUGGGAAUUGAAGCCAGGGACGGGGGUGACUUGACUGGUCACUGCAAAGUUCAAAUAGAAAUAAUUGACGAGAAUGACAACGCCCCCGAAGUAAUCCUUACAUCCGUGUCCAGUCCUAUACCCGAAGACUCUGUGCCCGGGACAGUGAUAGCUUUUAUAAGAGCUCGUGACCGUGAUGCAGGAGAAAAUGGAAAAAUCACCUGUCACCUUCAACACAAUUUACCGUUUAAAAUACUGUCCUCCUCUCGUAAUUACUACAAAAUAAUCACAGACAGCCCCCUGGACAGAGAAAGGACCCCGGAGUACAAUAUCACAAUCACAGCCACAGACAAAGGCUCUCCUCCCCUCUCCACCCAGAAAACAAUCCUGUUGCAGAUCUCGGAUAUCAAUGACAACGCCCCUGUCUUUGAGAAACCUUCCUACACUGCCUAUGUGCCAGAGAACAAUCCCUCGGGGGCCUCUAUUUUCAGUGUAAAAGCCUCAGACCGGGAUCUGGACCGGAACGCCCGAGUCUCUUACUCCAUCCUCAGCAGCAGCCUCCAGGAGGUGCCUCUCUCCUCCUACAUCUCCAUUAACUCCCAGACCGGAGCUAUCUAUGCCCAGCGCUCCUUCGACUACGAGCAAUUCCGGGAGUUUGAAGUGCAAGUGCAGGCCCAAGACGGCGGGUCCCCGCCUCUCAGCAGCAAUGUCACCGUCAGAGUGUUUAUUCUGGAUCAGAAUGAUAACGCCCCUCACAUCCUGUACCCUUCCCUGGCAGCCGAUGGCUCCGCCUUGUUUGAGAUGGUCCCUCGCUCGGCCGAGGCAGGUUAUGUGGUGACUAAGGUGGUGGCGGUGGAUGCUGACUCAGGACACAAUGCCUGGCUCUCCUACCAUCUGCUCCAGGCCACGGAACCGACGCUCUUCAGCAUGGGGCUGCACACCGGGGAGAUCCGGACAGCCCGCGCCUUUGCGGACAGAGAUGCUGUGAAGCACAGGCUGGUCACCCUGGUGAAGGACAACGGGCAGCCGCCUCUCUCCGCCACAGUGACUCUCAACCUGGUGUUUGCCGAGAACUUCCAAGAGGCUCUUCCGGAAAUGAGCGACCAAUCGGGUGACUCGGCACCUCAGUCUGAUUUACAGUUUUACUUAGUGUUGGCUUUAGCCUUGAUCACAUUUUUGUUCCUCUUGACAGUUGCACUGGCCAUUGUGAUGAAAUUUUAUAGAGCAAGGAAUCCCCCAGUUCUGAGAUGUUUCAGUUCUGAUUAUUCCAAGGCGGGUCCCAGAUUCCCACCCAGCUACUGCGAUGCGACUUUACCGUAUAGCUAUAAUCUGUGUUUAGCCGCAGACUCCGGAAGGAAUAACUCUAAUAUUCUAAAACCAAAUGGCCAGAAUGAUGUAGGAGAGAUUAUCCUUUCCAAUGACAACUCUCGGAUGUUUAUAAUGAGCAACAGCACUUCCGCUUCUGUAGAACCAAUGUCUGAACCUGACAGCGUUGGGAAGCAAGCUCAGCCUAACCCGGACUGGCGUUUCUCUCAGGCCCAGAGACCUGGAACCAGUGGCUCUCAGAAUGGAGAAGAAGGUGGAGCUUGGCCAAACAACCAGUUUGAUACGGAAAUGCUUCAAGCCAUGAUUCUGGCAUCAGCAAAUGAAGCAGCUGAUGGGAACUCUACACUGGGAGGAGGAGCUGGCACUAUGGGCCUCAGCACCAGGUAUGGCCCCCAGUUCACACUGCAGCACGUCCCUGACUACAGGCAGAAUGUGUACAUCCCCGGCAGCACUGCCACCCUCUCCAACUCCUCAGGUAAACGAGAUGGGAAGAGCUCAGGCUCUUCAGGUGGAAACAAGAAGAAAUCUGGGAAGAAGGAGAAGAAGUAGAAUUGACAGACCAUCAGCAGCUUAGACCUACAGGGCAGACCCCUCCAGCACUCCCCCAAAUCACAGUCUAGGAUAGAGGACGAAUGUGAAUUUUGUGAUGAAAAAGCAGGAAGUACUACGAAUGUAUGUCAUCAUCAGAGCUAGGAGUAGGGGCUCCUACUAUUAGUCCUCGUGAUGAAAAAUAAUUGGAAACAAAACAAAACAAAAACCAAGUGCCCUGUUAAUACUAAUGUUUUUUACUAUCACUUGGGUAAUUUAAUGUGCAAGGAUGUAAAAUCUUUUAAACAUGUCUUCGGAUUUGGUUUUCUCCAGAAUGGCCCAAGAAAGCCAUGAGGCUUGUACUUGGCUUUGCCCAGUGUAAAUAAUUGUAACAUGGAUUUUUUUUUAAUUUAUAUACCUUAGAUCAUUUUCAAAAAAAAAAAAAAGUUCCCCAGAUUAAAACCCAUGUUCCAUAUUUUGAUAUUUAACUUUCCAUUAGUGAAUCUGACCCUGAGUAACCUUGAAAUGGAUUCCUAGUUACGAAGUUGGUAGGGAGUGCUUUGGUUCCUGUUUACCUAUUAUCCUAAAAUAAAUAAGUGUUUACACUGCAUGAGCCUAUGGGAAUAAGGCUAAGAUGCAUUUUAAACAUUAUUUUUUAAGUGUGACCAGUGAUGGCCUGAAAUAUGAAACAAAAAUCAUGAUAUCUGAGAGACAGGGAAUGCAUUCAAACUGCAGUGGAAAAGAUCUAAGUGCAGAGCAUUCCACUAGCAUUAUUGAGCUAUACAAAACCUGUCCAUAUUGAUUUAGAGGCCACUAAAGAGCAAAUUCAUCUCCUCAAUUCUUUGCAGUAAAUAUUUAUAUGUAUAGUUAAUGUUUUCCUGGAACUAAAGUUAAGAAAGUCUAAGUCCCCUGCUGUGAGAACAAGGAGCUACAGUUCCUUAAAGCAAUGAAAUAGCUAAGUCCAUACCAAGGAAUGAUAUUAUCAGAGACUAAACUCUGAUCUAUUUGUAUGGAAUAGAGACUGAAUGCUUCACAUUUCUGCACAUUGAACUGCAUGCAAAAUACUCACCUCACAUCUACAGUAGGACAGCUAACUCCACCAGAUCUAGGGACGUCAUCAUUGUAUGCAUGUACAGCAUGGUGUAAAUACACUGUCAGAUAAGUGAGUCUCCGUGCAGGCCAAGCAGUGUCUAUCUGGGAGUGGGGUUCAGUAAUAAGUGGCACAAUGUGUUAUAAAGAGUCAUUGCUCUGGCCUAGAGCAGUGAUAAGAUUUGCACAUUCCAUGUCUAUGCAGAGCAGCCAAGGAACAGCCUUUGUUCAUUGGCCUUCAGAACAGGAUACUCAGUAAGUGACAGCUGAUUUGAUGGACCAAGGGACCGUACUCACAGAUAAGGGACCCAAGAACUGGAGCUGAGCACAUGCCACUCACUGCAAAGCCAGUGAGCCUGAGAGCUGCUCUGGAGAUGCUCACAGGAAGGCCCAGGUCAGUCAGGUGACUAAGAGGUAGGAUUCUAAUACCGUGAAGGAUACUGCCGGGCCACGCACUCUUUCCAGCCCAGACUGUAACUGUACACAAGCAAUUAGAUGUGACUCAAAAUCCACUGGAUUUAGUCAGAAAUAUGGACAAGACUUUGCCUUGUUGUUGGUACCACUGGUAUUGGGAUUUUUACCACAUAGAUAGAAUAGGAUUGUCAGGAAGUAGGGUCUCUCCACUAUGUGCCCUUUGUAGCUAUGUACUCUGCUCACUGUUGGUCCAGACACAGCAAAGAGAGUGUGCAGUGUGCCCUUACAAUCAAGUCAGCUUGGCAUCGAGUCCCCACAAGCACCUAGUCAGUGAGGAAGGCUGUAUUGUACCCUUAAGCCCCUCUUCAGCUAGAGAAGGAGGAUACCCUUUACACUGGGCUGGCUUCCCAUAUCAAAGUAAGUGGGAUGGACCUGGGAAGGCAAGGACAAAGAUACAGGGAUAGCGAUGCCAGGAUUGUUUUAACUUCUAAUGAAUAACUCACCUGAGAAGAUCCAGCCUUCUAUGAUCACUCAGGUUAAACUUUCUCCAAGCAGCCAGUGUGCUUGCCUGGCCUGACGCAGCCCAGCCUCCGGCAGUAUUCACCAGAGCAUUGUGCACUAACUGAUGCCUCGUUAGCCAAUUGCUAUCUCCUUGUGUCUAGAGAAACAGAUCUUGUCUAUGCGAAGAACUUGUCUGUGUAUGAUUUUUGUACUGAUCCCAGUCACCCUCUGUGGUGGCUGCACUAGAAACAGUUUACACAGUUAGUAAGGCUUAUACAAACUAAUGUAGUUAUUAUGUGACCCUUCUAGAAGUACUGUAGAUGAAUUGUAGUGUUUAUAUUUCCUUUUAAUCAGCAAUCAGAAGUAGUGUAGAGAGUGUUUUGUACUAGUGGUGUGUUAUUUUUAUCUCAGUAAAUAACUUGUGGACAUCAGUAUUUUCAAUUUCUCUUUAUCUUCUUUCUGUGUGAUCUGUGCUCUAAGUGUAUGUGAACUGAAACACACUUGUCCUUUCAAUGUGUCUAAUAUUGAAUUAUACUUAUAUAUUAUAUAAAUGCUUAUAUCCUUCUUAUAUCCAUAUAGACCAAUGUUCAAUGUGCUACACGCAAGUUUUAUACUCUAAUAUUUAUAUUGCUUUUCUUCUUUGGGAAAAAAUAAUAAAAUGGUUUCUUCUGAACUGAU